GAAGCGUACAGACAUACAUUUAGGAACAUGCAAAGACAAUCAGGCCAGACGUAUGUUGAAUUUGCUAGGGAACAAGAGAUGAUGUUCGAUAAGUGGUAUAGAUCACUGAAAGUUGACAAAGACUUUGUUCACCUUAGGGAAGUUGUCCUCCUAGAAGAAUUCAAAAAGAGUCUUCCUUUUGGCAUUAAAUCUCACUUAGAUGACCAUAGAGUUACUGAAGUCAGUAAAGCAGCCAUAGUAGCUGAUGAAUUUGAGGUCACACAUAAGGGUAGUGGAGAUAGACCUCCUUUCAAGAAUUAUUGGAAAAAGAAAGGUAAAGGGUCAUUUGAAUCCCACAAUAAACCUAGUGAGGGAAAAUAUGCUAGCAAAGACAAAGACACUAACAAGAAUCAGGCUUGUGGGGGCACAGGAUCAACCAAAAUGUCUGAGAGUCAUAGUUCAAAAAUUUGUACUCAUUGUCAUAAAUCGGGACAUUUGAAAGAAUCAUGUUGGAAAUUGGUUGGAAUGCCAACCAAAACUAAGAAAGACAUGGGUUUUGUCAAGCAAACAAGUGUUCCCUCGAUGGAGUUUGUCCCAUCAGAGCCCAAUCAAGAUGUUGAGAGUGUUUCUCUUGUAUUUGCUGAUAAAGUCAAGCAGGUUGAUGAAACUUUUAGAAGUUUUUUGUAUGAUGGUGAAGUAUCCCCUUGUUCGACUGGUGCUACUGGUAGGUCAGUGGUGAUCCUUAGGGAUACAGGGGCUGCACAGUCCCUGAUGGUGCCAGGGGAUUUGGCUCUUCCUCCGGAGAGUUCAGAGAAUGCCAAAGUCUUAAUUCAAGGUAUUGGCCCAAAUUUCAUGUCGGUUCCUUUGCAUAAGGUCGACUUAAAGUGUGACCUAGUUAGUGGUCCUGUGACUGUUUGUGUCGUUCCAGAAUUACCCAUGGAAGGUGUUGAUUUCUUGUUAGGUAACGACUUGGCUGGAGAUAGAGUUGUUGCGUCUCCAGUGGUUUCGGAGAAGCCCGUUGAGGUAGCUGAAACUGAAUUGUUGCAGGAAGAUUUUCCAGGGAUUUUCCCGGAUUGUGUUGUUACUAGGUCUCAGACUCGUAGAGCUGAAAAAGGAUGAUGCGGAAUCUGCUGAUGUAGAGGAGAGUACUGAUGUCUGGUUAGCUGAAACCUUUUUCAAGGAUUUGAAUGGGGAUAGUGUUGAAGGCUCUGUUACUAACAAUGAUAGUUUGUUUAGUAAAAACUCCCUUGUACAGGCACAACAGGCAGACCCAGAAUUAAAAAGCUUGUCACAGAAAGCAUGUUCUGAGGCUGAGGCUGAUAAGGUUCCUGAGUGCUUUUAUGUCAAAGAUGACAUUUUGAUGAGGAAGUGGAGACCUCCCCGGAGACCAGCUGAUGAAGAUUGGUGUAUAAUUCACCAGGUAGUAGUUCCUCCCUGUUACCGCACAGUUAUUCUGAAAAUGGCUCAUGAGUUACCUAUGGCAGGUCAUGUCGGUAUUCGGAAGACAGAAGAUAGAAUUAUGAGGCAUUUCUAUUGGCCUAAGAUGCACAAAGAUGUUGUGCAUUUCUGUAAGACAUGUCAUACAUGUCAGAUUAUUGGUAAGGCACAGCCUUCUAUCAAGCCUGCUCCAUUGAUACCCAUUCCUGCAUUUGAUGAACCUUUUACUAGGGUUCUUGUUGAUUGUGUUGGACCCUUACCCAGAACGAGGUCGGGUCACAGAUUUCUCCUGACGAUUAUGGACUUGUCUACACGGUUUCCAGAGGCGAUACCUUUGAAGAGUAUCACUGCAAAGACAGUGGUGCAGGCGUUAGUGCAGUUUUUCACUCGGUAUGGUCUGCCUAAGGAAAUUCAGUCUGAUCAAGGGUCAAAUUUCAUGUCAGGAAUAUUUCAGCAAGUUAUGAAGGAGUUGGGAAUAAAGCAGAUCAAGUCCUCUGCUUAUCACCCACAGUCCCAAGGAGCGUUAGAACGCUAUCAUCAGACCCUGAAGACCAUGAUUAGGGCUUAUUGUGAAGACUAUCCCGAUGACUGGGAUAAAGGGAUCUCAUUCCUACUGUUUGCAACUAGGGAUUCCCCAAAUGAGUCCACAGGUUUCAGUCCAUUUGAACUGGUCUAUGGUCAUGAGGUUAGGGGUCCCCUAAAGCUUAUCAAAGAGAGGUUUAUGGUUGGAUGGUUGGAUAUGGUAGGAUGAUGAUGUAAACCUUCUAGACUAUGUGUCAAAGUUUAGAGAAAGGCUCUCAAAAGCUUGUGAUGUGGCUAAGGAACACUUGAAAGUGUCGCAGGGAAAAAUGAAAGCUGAAGCUGACAAAAAUGCAAAAGAGCGAAGUUUCAAGCCUGGAGACAAAGUGUUAGUGUAGUUGCCUUUGCAAGGUGAUCCCUUGAAAGCUAGGUUUAGUGGUCCCUACAUAGUCAAAAAGAAAUUGAAUGAUGUCAACUAUGUGAUCAGUACCCCUGAUUAAAGAAAGUCUCAAAGAGUUUGUCAUAUAAACAUGUUGAAAGAAUACUUUGAGCGAGAGGCUAGUCAGCCAAUAGGUACAACACAGGUCAAAGAAGACAAGAAACAUGUAGAUGUACAUGAAGAAGAAUGCUAUGGAAAGACAGAUAAUGAAUUGUCUUAUACAGAUGUAUCUAAGAACGAACCAUGUGGUGUAAAGUUAUCUAACUCAGAGAUGUUAGGAAAUAUGGAUGAGGCAUUAAAACACCUGCCUGAAGAUCAGAGAAAUUAUAUAUCUGGCCUGUUAAGAGACUAUGAAGAUGUGUGUAAAGACAAACCAGGUCGUACACCUUUAACUGUACAUGAUGUAGACAUAGGUGAUGUAAGACCUAUCAAACAGAAUCCUUAUAGGCUCAAUCCAAGCAAGUUGGAAAUGGUGAAUAAGGAAAUACAGUUUAUGUUAGAUAAUGACAUAAUCGAACCGAGUCAGAGUAGUUGGAGCUCCCCUAUUGUAAUGGUUCCAAAGCCAGACGGCUCUCAGAGAUUUUGCAUUGAUUACCGCAAGGUAAAUGCAGUAACUAAAACUGACUCGUAUCCAAUUCCUAGGUUAGAAGAUUGUAUUGAUAGAGUUGGAAAUUCUGCCUAUAUCACAAAGAUAGACUUGCUUAAAGGAUAUUGGCAAGUACCAUUGACUGACCGAGCCAAAGAGAUAUCAGCCUUUGUCACACCUGAAGGCUUAUUUCAAUGCAAAGUCAUGCCUUUUGGAAUGAAAAAUGCACCAGCAACCUUCCAAAGGUUAACAAAUCAAGUGAUUGCCGGACUUGACAAUUGUGUCGUAUACAUAGACGACAUCCUAGUGUACAGUGAUACUUGGAAUGAUCAUCUGGAUCAUCUGAGAGCACUGUUUGACAGGCUGGAUAAAGCCAAUCUAGUAGUGAAUCUGAUGAAGAGUAUAUUUGCUAAGGCAAAGGUCACAUAUCUUGGUCAUGUGGUUGGUCAAGGGCAAGUGCUACCAAGAGAAGCCAAGAUACAAGCUAUCUUAGACUUCACAAUUCCCACAACUAAGAAAGAAUUACUCAGAUUCUUAGGUAUGAGUGGCUUCUACAGGAAAUUUGUUCCAAAUUACAGUAAGUGGUUAGCCCUCUAACAAACCUGCUGAAGGCAAAAGUGAAGUAUGUUUGGUCUGACGAAUGUCAUAGAUCAUUUGAGAAAUUAAAGGCCAUUUUGGUGAAUGAGCCUGUUUUGGCAGCUCCAAACUUCACAAAGCCGUUCAAAUUAGCUAUUGAUGCAUGUGAUGUUGGAGUAGGAGCAGUAUUGAGUAGGAGCAGUAUUGCUCCAAGAAGAUGAAGAAGGCAUCGAAAAACCAGUGUGCUACUUCUCUAAGAAACUUAAUCGGUUUCAGAAGAAGUACUCAACUAUUGAAAAAGAGGCCCUGAGUCUCGUACUAGCCCUUCAGCAGUUUGAGGUCCAUGAUCUAACCAAUGGAGAGAUUACAGUCUAUACAGACUACAAUCCUCUUGUGUUUUUGGAGAAAUUCAAAACAAAGAAUCAAAGACUGUACAGAUGGAGCCUAAUGCUCCAACCAUUCCCUUUGAAAAUUGUACACAUAAAGGGAAAGAAUAAUGUAAUUGCUGAUGCUCUUUCAAGAGUAUAAAAAGUGAAAUUAUUCAUGCUUUUGACCAAGUGUGUCAUUUGAGGAAAAUGUCUUUGAUGUUCAUUUGUUUAAAUAUGUUUGUUAGUACUAUACCUUUGUACACGAUAACAUAAAUGAUUUAUCAAGAUGAUUUUGGAAAGU
This is a messenger RNA of Lytechinus pictus (painted urchin), 4205 nucleotides long. RefSeq lists its product as uncharacterized. The record is from RefSeq and is a predicted model, not a curated record. The coding region runs from base 28 to 1098 and encodes 356 amino acids. Lineage: Eukaryota; Metazoa; Echinodermata; Echinoidea; Temnopleuroida; Toxopneustidae. The transcript has 2 exons.